AGACGUCCAGCACAGAGGCCUACGCUCCGAUCAGCCUCGUGUCUGAAAGUGGCGAACACUUCUGCGAACCGGUUCGAGUACCAGGAGUACCAGGUGUCUUCGAACGAGCAAACGUUCUUCAGAAAAUCGAAGAUGGAGAGAAAAUACCAAACUGCACUCAGGACCCUUUGCUGGGAAGCUCAUUACAAAGAGCCACUGACAUCGAGAAAGUCCUGCUCAGUUUGCCUCGAUUCUUCAGAACAUACCCUCUCUGGAUCCAUAAAGACAAGACCUGUGGUCAGAAUUUUCAGGUCAAUGCUUGUUGGACUUUUGGAAGUAUGGUGGAAGGACUAAAAGCUUUCCCUUUUCUCAACGUGACCCCACCUCUACAUCUGAAGGACCUGGGAUGUAGCGGCAGUUGCCUGGUUCUGCUCAGUGAAGACAACCUUGGCAUUUAUCUGAAUAAAGUCAAAUGCGCUGGAGAUAUGAUCUCUGUGAUGGAUUGUCUGGAGGGAAAAGUGAAAAAUCUGGAUGUGAAUUUGCUGGCGGCCACCACUGGGCACCAAAGAGACGACCAAUCGUUUGUCACAACCAGGACGCCAGACGAGGCGAUAAUGGUGUUGGUAGACACAAGCUCCUCCAUGGAAGAAGACUGUUACGGAAGCACGGGAAUAAAGAAAAUCAACGCUGUGAAAGAGCUCUUUGACAACUUUGCCACCAGGAGCAUAGCGUACGACUUCCACCACGUCAUUGGCCUCGUGAAGUUUGACUCCAUGGUGAAAACCCUCCACACGUUCACAGAAAAUCUGGAGAAGUUCAAGGUGCACAUGCGUAACAUUGAGGCGAGUGGUUGUACUCUGCUUUAUGACGCACUGCGACGUGGAGCGACUGAGCUGGAAAGAGUGAAGACGAGGUUCCCAGACUGUCGACUCCGCAUCCUGUGUCUCACUGAUGGAAAUGAUUCGGGAUCCUCAAUUGAACCAGUCGCUGUCACGGCCAAACUGCUCAAAUCAGACAUCGUUGUGGAUUCAAUCCUUCUUGGAAAUGUGGAGAACAACAUGCUGCAUGGAAUCAGCAGUGCUACAGGCGGCUGCUGCUUCAAACCCCAGACGACCAAAGACGGUCUGAGGCUCUUUGAGAUCGAGACAGUUCUGUCUUUGGCGCAGAGGAAACCCAAGAAAAAACUCGACCCGUCCACCAUCAGUGAAUCCGUGUUAACAGGCAUGUUUGCUGAUCGUGGAUAUGAUGAGUCUCCAGAAACGUCUUUGCCAACUCAAAUAAACAGCAAAGUGACCAUGACAGAGAGUGCCCUGAAGAAGAGGAUCCGUGAGUCAAAGGUCAGGGAUUUAAUGGAGAAGGACAAACGUAUCCUGGAGGAGCUCAAGAGUCUCCACUGUGACCCACAUCCCUUCUUCAGAGUCUUUCCAUCCGAGUCAGACUUCACGUUCUGGAGGAUCCUCAUGCAAGGCCCUCCGGACACACCGUAUGCAAAAGGAGUGUUUGAGCUGUACUGCCAGUUUGGUGCAGAAUACCCAGUGAAGCCUCCGCUCGUCCGCUUUGUCACACGAGUGUAUCACUGCAACGUCAAUAGCGUGGGCCGCAUCUGUCACAGCAUAUUCACCCGCAGCUACAACGCCCACAUCACCAUGAGAGACGUCUUUGAUGCUGUGUACGGACUGCUCAUCAUCCCCGAGCCUGACGAUCCACUGGACAGCAUUUUAGCCGAAGAGUUCCUGACGAGCCGUGAGAUUUAUGAAUGGGAAGCCAAGAAACACACAGAAGAACAUGCUGGAAAGUCACUGGACGAGAUGGAGAGGAAACUGGUGGAACAUGUGCUGCAGUUUAUACCCCAGCAUCUGAUCUGUCCUCUCACCAAGAAGAUGUUUGUUGAUCCUGUGAAAACUGUGUAUGGCAGCGUGUACGAACGCAAGGCCAUUGAGGAGCACCUCAAACAACACCGCUACGAUCCACUGGCCGGCCCAGGACACGAGCUAGAAAUGAGCGACUUCGUUGCAGACUGGGACAUGAAGAAAAUGGUGAAGGAUCAUCGGUCUCGGCAAAUUCAGUGAAUCUGUGCGUUCGUUAGAGGACUCGUUAGAUACGCACUUUCUAGAGUUGUACGAGACACAUGAAUGCUAGUUUGAGUUGUGUUUGGGACUCGCAAAACAAAAGUUAUUGUAAGUUGUCAGUGCUUCAACACUAAUGUCUGGACGUCUGUUUAAGGAGUUUUGGGUGAGUUUGUUUGUUCAGCGUUCAUGACAUUUUAUUUUAUAGUUAUCAUUUAUUACGUGAUAUAAUGCUUAAUGUUUAUUAAAAAUAAAGUGACUUAAGGAGCGUAGUGAUAAACAUAAUGUAAGACGUGUGCGGGUGCUUUUAAGUUUUCCUUUAUUAUUGGUAAAUAUACAUUGUUAUAUAUAUUUUCCAAUUUCACUACCGUCCAGUUCUGAAUGAAGGUUUACUGACAGUUUUCUUGCUUGUAAUAAACAGAAUAAAGUGUGAACAAUGA
Molecule: messenger RNA, 2485 nt
Organism: Mugil cephalus (flathead mullet)
Lineage: Eukaryota; Metazoa; Chordata; Actinopteri; Mugiliformes; Mugilidae
Exons: 16
Coding region: 318-2048 (576 amino acids)
Biological process (GO): protein polyubiquitination
Cellular component (GO): nucleus
Molecular function (GO): zinc ion binding; ubiquitin conjugating enzyme activity
Source: RefSeq, a predicted model, not a curated record